GUAUGGUCUGUCUCUGUUACAGGGCGAAACGGGGUUGGAGACGGUGGUCAGUGAAAACCUGCUUUUGAGGUUGAUCGUUUGUAUAAUGUUUUACUGAACAAAGAUACUUUUCUUUUACCGAUAGUAAACACUUAAAAGGCGUAAUCACAAACAUGCUGCGUGUCUGUAGGAAAGCGGCAAGUGCUGCAGCUCAGGUAAGGACAAUUCUAGAAUGGGACUUGGUUAGCUACUGUCAUUCACUGACCCAGCGCUCUAGGCCUGCUGCACAAAUAGAAAAAAUUGAAUCGCUUUGUGGAAGCCAUUUUAAACGGUAUCAGAAGUGCCUGUGUGGGAAUGUGCCGCUCCGGCCCCUGCAGCCCUGUCGCCGGUACACCUCAGCAGGAGACACUGGGGUGACUGCAGGCAAGAUCGUGGGAGCCAGCCUGCUUGUUGUGGGUGGCGGUCUUGGAGGCACAAUCUUGUAUGCAAAAUGGGAUCCCAAAUUCAGGGCCAAUAUGGAGAAGUCUGUUCCUUACUCUGACCAGGUUUUUGAAAUGACCCUGGGUCCGUCCACAUAUUCAUUACCAUUGCCAAAGAAGCCGGUUUCCUCCAAGGAGCUGAAGCCACCUAAAGUGAUGGGCAAAUCCAAGGUUGAGGAGGAGCCUGCAGAGGCACCCGCUGCUCUGGAACCAUCUCCACCCCUACCCCCUCCACAGACCACUGAGGAGGCCUCCGUAGAGGCGGCGCACAUAAUUUCCACCAUCAGCGAAGUGCCCUCUGUGCCUGCGCCUGUCAUCAACGAGCCGGAGCCCCAGCCUGAGGCCUUGCCCCCGGCUGCUCCGGAUGCCCCGGCAGCAGGAGAGUGUACCGAGUGUGCUCAUGAGGCUCAGCACGCAGUUAAAGAGCGUCCUCCAGAGGAGGUAGCCGCCCGCCUUGCUGAGCAGGACAAGGCUGAAGAGGACCACCUGGCCUCGUUGUCUGCGUCACUGGAGGAGGCUCUCGGCAGUUCAGCCGAAGUGACCCUGAAGGCCCUUGCAGCCCAGAAUGCAGCGAUUGAGGCCAUCAAUGUGCACACCCAGAGACUGAAGGAUGCCAUGGAGGAUGAAGAGGCUUCCCCAGAUAAAAAGGCUAUGCAGUGGCGUGUUCUUGAAGAUGCACUGAAGGAGCGCAGUAAGACGGUGGAUGAAGCUGCUGACGCCCUGCAGACUGCCAGGACUGAACUGGAGAAGCUCAGGGGAGUCAUCGAUCACGGAAAGAAGGCUAACCUGUCCUCAGCUCGUGCUCAGAUCCUGGCAGCUGAGGAAAACCUGCACAACAUGCUGGUGGAUCUGGACAACAUGGUGAACAAGGUGACAACGGCUCAGGGUGAAGCAAAAAUCCUCUCCCAGUACAACGAGCUUGUGACUGAGGCCAAGACGCAGUUCCAGAAGGAGCUUGACAGCAUCACCCCUGAGAUCCAAUCUGGCUGGAAAGGCCUCACAGGUAAGCUUUCCGCUGAUGACCUGAACUCUCUGAUUGCCCACGCACACCGGCGCAUCGACCAGCUGAACCGAGAGCUGGCAGAGCAGCGUGUGCGGGAGCAGAUCCACAUCGAGUCGGCACUGGAACAGCAGAAACUGGAGAACAAGAAGGCUCUGGAGGUGGCUGUCGCAACGGCUCUGGAACAUAACCGUGAAGAAAUGCGCCUGGAGCAGCAGAGGAAGGUGGAGGAGGUGCGGGGGGUGAUGGAGGCAGAGAUGAGGACUCAGCUGCGUCGACAAGCCGCUGCUCAUACGGACCACUUACGGGAUGUUCUGAAGGUGCAGGAGCAAGAGCUGCAUGCAGAGGCUCAGGAGAAUCUGUCAAAUAAGCUGAUGGAUCAGGAGACUGAGUUCCGGCGGCAAGCCCAGGAGCAGCUGGAUGGCUUCACCCUGGACAUGAAUGCAGCCUACGCUCGACUCAAAGGCAUGGAGGAGGCCAUCGACACUCAUAUGAUUGCUGAAGAGGAGGCAAGGAAGGCGCAUCAGCUAUGGCUCUCGGUGGAGGCCCUGAACUACUCCCUGAGGCUGGUGGGCGUUAAUGCCCCCACCGAGCCCCUGGAGACAGCAGUUCGAGCAGUACGGGAAAGCUGCUCCGAUAAUGAGUUUGCUCUGGCACUGACUACUGCCCUGCCUGAAGAGUCGCUCCAGCGCGGCAUCUACAGUGAGGCUUCGCUCCGUGCCCGCUUCUACAGGAUCCGCCAGCUAGCACGCCGCGUUGCCAUGAUCGAUGAGACGCGCAACAGCCUGUACCAGUAUUUCCUGUCGUAUUUGCAGUCUGUCCUCCUUUUUGAGCCGAAGCAGGCAGUGCCCCCAGCCAAGCUCUCUUCUGAAGACCAUGACACUUUCAAACUACUCUCUUAUGCCACCUAUUGCCUGGAGCACGGCGACCUGGAGUUAGCGGCGAAGCUGGUCAACCAGCUGCGGGGCGAGUCACGGCGAGUGGCGCAGGACUGGCUGAAGGAGGCACGGCUCACCCUGGAGACGCGGCAGGUGGUCAGUCUACUGUCCGCUUACGCCAAUGCGGUUGGGCUGGGCACCACCCAGGCUCCAUAGAAUGGAUGAAGUCCUGAUUAAGGGGAGAGAUCUCAUUCAAACAAGCUGGUUCAGGUCCUUUUGAGUUAAAAAAAAUUAUCUAUCUGUGUGGAAAAUACAAAUGAAUAUAAAUUGGACAUAAUAUGGUGCCAGUAGAGGUGUGUUCACAGAACGUUGUCCUUCAGCUCCACCAAACCAGUGCGAGGGAGCAUCUCAUAUUGCACUGUGAUGUUCAGAUGCACAUUACCUCACACACCCCUCCAGCUGUCCCUUCGGUAAAGUACAGGUGACACACCUCCAUGCUCCUAUUGAGCACUCUGCCCUGAGUGAAACGCAAGUGUGCAAGUUUAGUAGACAUGAGAGCUCCCAGUGCAACAUCUGAUCACUCUCUUUAUUCAAGAAAGCCACUUCCUAGACCUCACUGUCUGAUGCCCACCAUGUUAAUGGUUUAUGGCAGAUUUAUGUAAUGAUUUGUUCAGAUGGUUUGUGUUUUUCUGUUUUUUUUGGCCAGACUUUGUAAAAAGAAGUUAUGAUUAUCUUUGACACACUAUUUCUCCCCCCUCCCUUCAGCACUUCUUCAUAUCAAUAAAACAUGGAAGAUAUUAACCAGA
Conger conger (European conger) is the source of this 3142-nucleotide messenger RNA. It is a transcript of the gene immt, whose product is annotated as inner membrane protein, mitochondrial (mitofilin). The coding region runs from base 153 to 2552 and encodes 799 amino acids. The record is from RefSeq and is a predicted model, not a curated record. The transcript has 14 exons. NCBI's taxonomy places the organism in Eukaryota, Metazoa, Chordata, Actinopteri, Anguilliformes, Congridae. Gene Ontology annotation, biological process: cristae formation. Gene Ontology annotation, cellular component: MICOS complex.